Periconia digitata is the source of this 918-nucleotide messenger RNA. NCBI's taxonomy places the organism in Eukaryota, Fungi, Ascomycota, Dothideomycetes, Pleosporales, Periconiaceae. The record is from the annotation of a GenBank genome assembly.
ACUAUUCCGUUCAGUUAUUCGUGUUGCGUAGAAUCGAUUGAUUCCAGUUCUCUCAAUCGCAUGCGAUGCGUAUAGUGCGGUAUCAUGCUCGACGUGAACUCCACUAUUCUCCUUCCUAAAAGCUGUCGAGGGAGAUGUUCCCGUCGUCUUGGAUGAAAAUGCGGUCAUGUUCGGAUAUCCGCCCCAACCCCGGAACCUCAAAAAAGGAAAUGUACGAAAAGACAUCAACGACAGGUGUUGUUGCCUGCCGGCUAAAUAAUAUAUGCAGGUCCAGUCCGCCUUUUUUCUCACCCAAGAACGCUUCGACCGAAAUAGCAACGUCUUACAUACGCGUCUGUGUAGAUCCUAUACGUAGUAGUCCCACGCGUGCAGGCCCAGCUAAUCAACGUAUAAUAGCCGGGAACCGGCCACACCAACAAGCAUAAGGCCCAGGAGAACUUCAUCGAUUUAAUAUGCGUAGAUGAGCCUUGCGCAUAGAGCAAAGUCUUAGAACGGAUUCGCUGUGCUUCUUGUUUUGGGAAUCUAUCCGCUGUGUAUCCUCGCAGCGGGGUUUGUAUGAAUAUAAGAUAUGUUUGUAUAUCGGACAUUGAAAAAAUAAGCGUCUCAAUUUUAGUUGAGAUUAUCUGCUUUGAAACUCGAUUCAACGCAGUUUUCACAGGAAGCAAAAUGUUGCUGCACACUCUUCUUACAGGGCUAUGUGCCGUCGCAUUCGUUGCAGCGGAUAUUCCGAGUACAGUUGAAGACCAUCCGACGGAAUGCAAGAGAUGCCCCUACAAUCUCUGCACGAACAAAGUAAUCUACGAUCCCGAGACCAAACCGAACAUGACUUUGAAGUGCUACACCGAGGGCGACGAGAUUGUUGGUGAUACGUCAGUUGCCGACGUUCGCGAGACCGAACGAUUAAAUGCUUACGAAUGA